AUGGAGGCGGCGGCCGCGGGCCACUCCACCGAGCCGCCUGUGUUAAAGCCGGACUCCAAAGCGACCGGCGGUGACGGUGACACGGAGGCUGCCGCAGCGCGAGGAGGAGCGUGCGAACCGAGCACGAGCCUCCAGCAGCAACCGGCGGACUGUCGGAGUUCGGCCAGGCGCAGGUUCAUCCGCACCAACCUGUGGUUCUCAGAGUCGGAUGAUCACGGAGUGGAGACGCCGGAAUGCGGCGACAGCAUCAGCACCGGGACCGGGGUGAGCCGUCCCGUCGGGAACGCGCGCAGAAGUCGGUACCGAAAGAGCUCGAGCGCAGGGAGCCCGGUGCGGACCGAAAGCUGCACAGACGCACCGGGACAGAGAAGCGAGGCCGAGCAGAAGCAGGACCCCGCCGCCGCGAGCGCCGCCGGGAAGGACGAGCAGGUGCACGCGGAGGAGGAAGAGGAUGAAGAAGAGGAAGCCGGGAUGACGGCGGUGAGCACCUCACCCAGCGGCCGCUUCCUCAAGUUCGACGUGGAGCUCGGAAGAGGCUCGUUUAAGACCGUGUACAAGGGCCUGGACACCGAGACCUGGGUGGAGGUGGCGUGGUGUGAGCUCCAGGACCGUAAGCUGUCUAAAGUGGACCGUCAGAGGUUUAAGGAGGAGGCAGAGAUGCUGAAGGGUCUCCAACACCCCAACAUCGUCCGCUUCUAUGACUUUUGGGAGUCUCCUGUCAAAGGAAAGAAGUGCAUCGUCUUGGUUACUGAACUCAUGACAUCAGGCACGUUAAAAACGUACCUGAAGCGCUUCAAGGUGAUGAAGCCGAAGGUGUUGCGUAGCUGGUGCAGGCAGAUCCUCAAAGGUCUUCACUUUCUGCACACACGCACACCUCCCAUCAUCCACCGAGACCUAAAGUGUGACAACAUCUUCAUCACAGGCCCCACAGGCUCGGUUAAGAUCGGGGACCUGGGCCUGGCUACACUCAAGAGGGCCUCCUUCGCCACAAGCGUCAUUGGCACUCCUGAGUUCAUGGCUCCCGAGAUGUACGAAGAGCACUACGAUGAAGCCGUAGACGUAUAUGCGUUUGGCAUGUGCAUGCUGGAGAUGGCCACAUCCGAGUAUCCAUACUCCGAGUGCCAGAACGCUGCUCAGAUCUACCGCAAAGUCACCAGUGGUGUCAAGCCAGCCAGUUACAGUAAGGUCACUGUGCCUGAGAUUAAGGAGAUCAUCGGGGAGUGUAUUCGCUAUCGCUUGGAGGAAAGAUACUCCAUUAAGGAUCUGCUGAAUCAUGCCUUCUUUGCAGAGGACACUGGUGUCAGGGUAGAACUGGCUGAGGAAGACGACAGCAAGAAAACAUCAAUUGCUCUCAGGCUUUGGGUGGAGGACCAGAAGAAGCUGAAAGGGAAGUACAAGGACAGCGGCGCAAUCGAGUUCACCUUUGACCUCAACAAAGAGGUGCCAGAGGCAGUUGCACAAGAAAUGGUUGACUCUGGCUUUUUCCUGGAGAGUGACAUGAAGAUUGUUGGCAAGUCAAUCCGGGACCGCGUGGCUCUCAUAAAAUGGCGUCGGGAGCGAACCAUCUCCAGGGGCAAGGGCGAGACUGAGAAGGUCACUGAGGACCGUGCACAGAGUGUUCCUCACGAUCCCUCUCCUCAGCUGGCACAGAGUGCCAUGCCCAAUGCUCAUACAGAGCCUGGGGAUCACGACAGUGAGUCAGUCAACCUCUCUAGUGGCCCCACCAGUUCAACUACAUGUGAUCUCUUUUCUGGCCCUGCAGCACUCUCGGAUGGGUUGAACAAACAGCACAUCAUGGUUUACCAGUCAUUGCCAGAGCCCAUCACCACUUCCCAGAAAGUCGUCAGUCCACCAGCACAGCUCCUGACUCAGUUACAUCAUGUGACCCAACCACAACUAACAACUCAGCUUCAUCAGGAGGCCCAAAACCAGAUCACUGCUCAGCUGCACUCAGGAGCAAAACAAUUACCUGUGGCCCAGUAUAAGCAAGAGAUCAUCCAACAACUUGUGGAUCCACAGGAUCCCGCUGUCCAGCUGCAUCAAGUGGUCCAGCAACAGCCCAUUGCCCAGUUACAUCAAGAGGCCCAGCAGCAACCAACUCUACAUCUCCACCAUGGAGGACAACAGCAGCAACCUGCUGCCCAGUUACUCCAGGGGAUCCAGCCACAAGGUAUGCAGCAAAACCCCACUGUGCAGCAUCACGUGGCACAUCAACCACCUUCAGCACAGAGCCAACAGGAGGUCCAACAACAACCUGGAGCACAGCUUUAUCAUGGAACUUAUCAGCAACCCACGACUUCGAUGCAUCAAGGAACCUUUCUGCAGCCCUCCAUCCAGCUCAAUCAGAGUCUUUACCAACAGUCUCCUCCACCCACUGCUAAAUUGGUUCAGCCUCAGACUAUAUCAGCUCCGGCGACUCCAGCAGCAGCUGCACCACAAGGACGGGAGUUUCACCUCUAUCUCCAUCCUGCAGCUUUCCUGUCCCAGACAUUAUCAAAUCUGCAGCCAGUUGUGGAGUCAACUACUGAUGGACAGGCACAUCCUCAGCAUCUGCAUCAGCCAGGUUCUGUUCUGCUCAGCACUGCAACGCCGUCCCAACCGCAGCAGCCUGGUCACGCCCCACCCCUACUGCAGCCUCUCCAGAUUACCACUCAGUUCUCUUCACAAUACUCCGUUAGGUCAACAGUGGGCACUCCUGCCAGAAGUGAGGCAGUAACGUUUUCCUCCAUGCCAUACAGCACCCCCUACCCAAACAGUGCUCCUCCCGUACCUCCAUCUUACUACUCUCCCAGUCCGGGCCAUGUCCCACUUCCUCUCACAGCCACACAGAACUUGUCCUCUAUGCCUGGAGCAGGUACACCCCAAACCCCUGUAUCUGCUCCUCUGGGACCAAUCCUGGGCAUAGCCCUUUCCCCAUCCCUCAUACCAUCACAACAGCAGGUGUACCCUUCUGCCCUUCCACCAGAGGGCUCUAUCCUUCAAUCUCAACCCACCCAGUCAUCUCUGCCCCUUUCUCAUACAUUGCUGCAGCCACCGUCCUCCUUUCCACCACAAGAGCCCUGUAUCUCUGCACCAACUGCACAGGAUGAAACUCUGGUACAUGCAGACCCAACUCUGAUCAAGUCUCUUCCACACCGAGAAGAAUCUGAGCAAGAACUGACUGCAGCCACUCGUGGUGAAAGUUGCGCUGAAACAAGCAAUACUCAGCAGAUCCAGGAGACAGCAGCUGGAUUCAACCCUCCUGCAUCUGACCCCAGCCAUGAGGAGCCAGUACCCGUGCCACUCCCUAUCUAUACAUGUGACAGUUUGAAUUCAGAUGCAGCUUCAGGUAAAGAGAUGAGUGACAGCUAUGAUGGCACCAUCAGUGGAGGGAAAGCUGAAGGGAAACCCCGAAAACACCAUCGCAAGUCUGCUCGCACCCGUUCAAGGCAGGAGAAGACCAGCAAACCUAAACUCAGCAUGCUCAAUGUUUGUGAUACAGGUGAUAAAAUGGUGGAAUGCCAGCUGGAAACCCACAACCACAAGAUGGUGACAUUCAAAUUUGAUCUGGAUGGAGACGCACCAGAGGAAAUAGCAACAUACAUGGUGGAGAAUGGCUUCAUUCUGCCCAUGGAGAAGGAGAUGUUCAUUGAUCAGCUGAAAGACAUUGUGGACAAGGCCGAGGACAUGCUGAGUGAGGAAGUCGAGGGGGAGAGACCAGGUGCUCUAAGGGAUACUCUGCUUCAAGGCAGCUCUCCUGGAGAAGUUGGGGAUGAGGUAAGGACAAAAAGUCUGAGAGGACAGAAGGAUGGAGUCUCUCAGCCUGUCUAUCAACAGAAUGUGCUUCAUACUGGGAAGAGAUGGUUCAUUAUCUGCCCUGUGGAUGAGCCGAGUGUCAGCCAGGACGUGUCCUCAGAGGGAGCGACAGCGACGCCCCCAACAAGCGGACUGAGUGAUGGCACCGCACCGAGUCAGGCUGCUGACAACAGCACAGCACAGCCAGUGGAGCACUGCACUGCACCCACUUCCACAGAUUCCACAGGUUAUGCCACAGCUCCUCAAUCUGGUGGCAGUGAUGCUCAUGGAUUCAGCCCACUGUCUCUCACCACCAUCGACCCGUUAUCCCUGGUUCCGCUCCCCGCCACCCUGCCAGUGCAGUCUGCCAGUGGCCCAAUUACACCAAUCCAUGCUGCCCAGCAGGCCUUGGAUCUGGCCUGCGCUGUAUCCAGAGCUGAUGACGUGCCCUGCUGCCCGCUCGUCAUGCCAUUAGCACUGGAUGCAGGUGUGAGUGCUCAGCGCUCCUCACCAGUGACCCCUCCCCUCAUGCAGGACACUCACGGCAUCAUACUGCAACAGCCGUUUGCAUCUGUGGGUAGUGCCAAGCCCCCGUCACUGCCCCAGAGCCCUGCCACCUCGCAGCACCAUCACGCCCCCAAUGAGUCAGACGGGGAAGGUCGGGCCCGGGUGGGGUUCGUAGACAGCACCAUCAAGACACUGGAUGAGAAGUUGAGAAAUCUGCUGUAUCAGGAAUAUGUGCCCAUGUACCCAUCAGGCUGCGCAGCGGAGACUCCAGGCUCAGGAACGGAGUAUGUCCAUUCUCCACCCGGGCCGGAGAGCGCAGCAGGGGGGUCGGGGAACAGCACACCCCAAAUCAUCGGAGAAGGACGCAUCAGAGCUGGAGAGCAACUCCCACAGAUUCCAGAGCGAGUCGACAGUCUGAGCACGCUCAGUGACUCUGCCGUUGCUGUUACAGUGUCAAAGAAACCAGCAAUGCCUCACUCCACCUCCUGCUCGAGCUCCAGGAGUCACUACAAGAUGACAGCUGGUGCUCCUGACUUCCUCUCCGAGACCCAGAGAAAGCAGCGGAGUUGGAGCAGCACAGCUUCUCCGGCACACCCUGGUAUCUGGGAGCGCAGUCUUUACACUCAGCCAAAUGCGACCUUUAGUGCAGAGGACAACGACCCCACACACAGGAAACACAGCAGCAGGAACUCAGCUCCACCUGAUUUCUGCCUGGACCCUCUGUCAUCCCUCGGUGAGCGUGGCUCCCUGCCACGAACCCGUACGUCCGUCUCUGCGGAUGUCCACGCUCGCUUCAUGUCUUCUGACUCUGGGGCAGAGAGCAGCCCAGCCAAAAUGGUGCCUCCGACGCCAUCUCGCUCGGAGAGGAGAGGAAGCGACCUCAUGAGGAGGGCGGUGGCCUUCCUGAGGCGUUCGGGCCGCAGCAGCAGUGUGCAGAGCUCUGACUCGCCCAGCAGACAUGGUGGGACAUGUGGGUCGUACAUAAGCAGUGAUAACGACUCUGAGAUGGAGGACUUGGACGUUAAAAAUGAACUGCAGAGGCUGAGGGAGAAACAUAUGAAGGAGAUUUCAGAGCUGCAGGCUCACCAGCGUGGGGAAAUCGAGCUGCUGUAUCGACGGCUUGGUAAAGCGCCUCCUCCUGGCUUCAGCCUCACAUCAACAGUGCCCCCUGCUGGACGAAGACGCAGAACCAGCAAGCACAAACUCAGAGCAAGCAAACUGCUCAGCCCUCUGGUCCAACAGAUACGAAGUGUCACCAAAACAAGCGACAGCAGCAAACCUGCUGAGCCUGCCGUGAGCGUGAACGGCUCUCCAGCCCGAGCCUCAGAGGUGUGUGUUAGCCGGUCUCGCUCAGGGACCGACACUUUGCCCAGCUCUGUAUCAGAACCGGUCCAGACCAAGCAGCCUUGCUCCCUCAAGGCCUCCAUGUCAUCUGAUAAUGUGUGCUCUGGACUGCAGGGAGAGGGAGCCGGCGUGUACAGCCACCCGGGACAGGGCUGGUCUCCUUAUCUCCCAGCGGCUGAGAGGGUCACCUACAAGUCCAGCAGUAAACCACGUGCUAGAUUCCUGAGUGGGCCUGUUUCUCUCUCCAUCUGGUCGACGCUGAAACGGCUCUGCCUGGGUAAAGAACGUGGAAACAGGCCUGCAGGUCCUCCUGGGGCGUCUAAUCAUCCCCAGAUGCCCCCAGGUUCGACUCCCUCACCACGUCACCCAGCGGUGGGGAUAGCUCACGCACAAAGCAACAACAGCAACAACAACAAUGACUUGUGCCCUGAGGAGCUGCAGAGGCUGGUGGACACGUGGAGCCCCAAAGCACCUAGUUUGUUCAGGCAGUCCUUCAGCCUGAGAGCGCAGCGAGCCGCCAGAGCGAGAACCAGGAGUGCUGAAGGGGUGCUUCCAGGCUCAGCAGCUGUAACAUCCGCCUCACUGCUUUCUCUCUCAUGGCCUAGGAUUAACUCCCACACCUCCUCUGAGAUGACGGAGCCCUUGCUCACCCUCCAGGAUGGGUUGUCGGUGCACGACAAUCAUUUUGGAGAAUUUAUAGGUACUCCGGUGUACAUUAGUCACUGGCCUGCACUGAGCACGGCUCUUGAUCAGGGAGGGCUUAUGUUCUCCACUGUGGCUUCAUCUUGGACCAGACGGUCAUCUCCACCAGAGCUCCUCAGAUCCCAAAACAGGACUCCAACGCCCAGGUCUUCCAUGUUGUAGCAUCAGUUAAAUUUCUCGACAGUAUCUUUAGAGUAUGGUAGCUUGUACAACUUUGACCAUAUCUCUUAAAGGCAUGCAUGGUCUUACUUUUACUGUUCCAGCCCAAAUUAUAUAUGUAUAUGAACAUUUGCCAGAUAGUUGAGUAUGAAUAUGUCCAUAAUUUAUGUACAGUGUAUUUUUACAUCAACUUUUGCGCAUAAACUCUCACCCUUAACUCUCCUGAACUCUAACCAGAGCUCCUCCUGUACACUGACAAUCUCACAUGCCUCGACAAUACACACAGACACACACUGUAUAUAAAUAUCAUGAAAUGUAGCCUUGCAGCCCUCUUAAAGAACUCAAACACCACAUAUCCUGUAAAACACAAUCAAAAUUUCUCACAUUCACUGCAUCACUGUGAUGCCUUGAGGCAGUCCUGCAGUCAUUCAUGGUUCAUACCAAGGAUUCUGGACCAAGACAAGAAGCUAUAUUUGUUCGAAAUGGCUUGCCAUUGGACUGCAGGAUCCACCGAGAAAGUUUCAAACUGACUGACAUUCAAGGUGGAGAGUUUACACGAGUGCCUUGAACAGCAGUUUUGGACCCACUGAGUGAGCGGCAAUACCAAGACAUGAAGCAAACUGGUGGUGACAUUUCAGGAGUAUGAACAUUUGUCCAAGUUUUUUUUUUCUUCUGUGUACAAACAUUAAGGAAAAAGGUUCACUCAGUUAAGUACAUGUUGUCAAAAUAAGUUGUACAUGAUUAGCCUAAAAGUCCAAGUCUCUUUUUCAAGGAUUCUUCUCAUUGUACACGAUACUGUGAUGGAUCCAAGAAUGUAUUGGAUGACACUGUUAUUUGGCAAUCGAGGACAAUUGGACUGCCACGUACACCCAGGUCAGGUCCGUGGUCCUGUCCGGUGUUACCUCUGACUCAGCGAGGUGCAGAUGUGUUCAAAUGUACAGCAUCUGGAUUUCAAGGUUUCAAAGUUUAAGGAACAGGACGGGGGAGUGUGUAAAGUGUGUGUCAGGUGAUGUGUCUCUUCAAAGGAUAUGUUCAUCGACAUGGGAGAGGGAUCACGCCAAUCUCUGCACAUGACACUGUGUUCUAGCAAAAGUAUGGACUGUGAGUGAAUGUGUGUGUGAGUGAUACAGGCUGUGAGUGUAUUCGAUUUGUGUGUGUGUGUGUGUGUGUGUGUGUGUGUGUGUGUGUGUGUGUGUGAGAGAGAGUGAGUACAUGUCCAUUUCCUAAAUGCAAAAACUGAUCAGUGUGUUCUGAAGUUCAGUCAUCAUACCCUCCCCUUUUUUUUCUAUCCAACAAGAAUAACGUCUUGACGCCAUCAGCUUUGUGUAAGAACAUGCCUUACUCCACGGACUGACCCCAGAACAGUUUACUGAAGUGUAUAAAUGUGUUGUUGUUCUGUAAUAUGAUCAUAUGAAAUCGGGAUUCUUCUUCGAAGUAAAUACAUGGACACUUGUACAGUGUAUAGUUAUAAGAUAAGGCAAUUAUUUUAACCAGCUUUUCCAUUUUUUUCUGCUGUUGUAUCUUAGCUAUGCAAAAAAAAAGGUCCACCAUAAUUCAUGAUGCAUUACUGCCAUGAAAUUCUUUGCCUGUAUAUGCUUGCACUAAAAUCCCUAAAAUCCUAGUGUGCUCUAAACGUCCUGUUCUUC
Messenger RNA from Neoarius graeffei (lesser salmon catfish), 8132 nucleotides. RefSeq names its product WNK lysine deficient protein kinase 2 (gene wnk2). Gene Ontology annotation, cellular component: cytoplasm; cytosol. Gene Ontology annotation, biological process: negative regulation of sodium ion transport; intracellular signal transduction; positive regulation of potassium ion import across plasma membrane. Gene Ontology annotation, molecular function: protein serine/threonine kinase activity; chloride channel inhibitor activity; ATP binding. The transcript has 30 exons. The record is from RefSeq and is a predicted model, not a curated record. Bases 1 to 6489 code for a protein of 2162 amino acids. Lineage: Eukaryota; Metazoa; Chordata; Actinopteri; Siluriformes; Ariidae.